GAAUGAGGGCAGAAGAUACGGUAAUUUACCUUUUCCCCUACGAUAUCGGAAAAAGACAAACUCUGGCAACAGCCGACAAGACUCGCGAUAGGAGGGUCGUCCAUGACGUUAUAGCCCAACUGGCGUUCCUAUUGGGCGACAGACAAUGACGUCAGAGGACAUUGACGUGUUUCCAUUGUUCAGCGUUCAUGAACUGAGUCUUCUGUAGGUUCUCUUGGUGGAAGGAUAUGCGCGGUGGUGAAUUGUGUUUACGAAUUUAAUCGUCUGAAAAAGAAAUCCUCAAUGAAGCCAGGGGGAUAAUUUUACAGUCACGUCCCUAGGAAGUGGUUCCCUUAACACGGAGUGAAGCCUAGGGGUUAGUGUAAGCGCGAAGUGCUCGAAGUCCGAGUCUUAGUCUUGAGUCUGAUCUCGUAUAGUGUUUUAGUGCAGUGCGCGAGGAGGAGUAGUGGUUGUUUUUGAGUAUGGCCAACAGCUCUCAAGAAGAGAUGGCGGCCGACCCAACGCUAUGAUAUGUGCAGCCACAGAUAGGGAGGUGGCUUGCAGGAGUGUGGGUGGCCCUGGUGGUGGAGUUUUAGGUGGAGCUGGAGGUGGAAUUGGCGGUGGAGGAGGAGGAGGAGGCGGAGGGCUGUUGGGAGCUGGCGGCGGAGUGUUUGCGGCCAUGCCCCUCUCUCGCACCCGAUCUUUACUUGCCAACAUUAACGGUGCGGGUUCGCCCAACGACACCACCAACACAACUACUACAACCCUCUCCAACACCUCCAGCAACGCCACCACUGGUACCAGCGCCUAUCUCGAGGGCGGGAGCAGCACCACCCACUUGCCGCCCUUAAAACCUCUGACCAUGAAGACUACAACCAGCGGCGCCCAGCCCAUCACUCAACUCUACGAGUUCGACGACACCAAUUCGAAUUCGGAGCAAAAUGGACAGCCCAAUUCGGUGUCGAGCCAAGUCAACACGGAUUCCUCUAGUUUACCUGUGGUGCGGCCGCCCUCGGCCGAUUCAAGUAGUCUUAAGAACGGCUCAACACGACAACCAAAGACAUACGUAGCCACGCCCGAGCAGGUUAUGAAGUAUUAUAUGAAUAAACUCACUCCUUACGAACACAAAGAAAUAUUUAAUUACCCUCAAAUAUACUUUAUAGGCGCCAAUGCGAAAAAGCGGCCCGGUAUCAUCGGGACGGGGAACCAGGCCAUCGCGAAUAACUACGGGUACGACGACCACCAGGGGUCGUACGCACACAUUCCCCACGACCACAUCCAGUAUAGAUACGAGGUGCUCAAAAUCAUAGGCAAGGGGAGUUUCGGGCAGGUGGUGAAGGCCUACGACCACAAGAGCCACCUGCAUGUGGCACUGAAGAUCGUUCGCAACGAGAAGAGGUUCCACAGGCAGGCGCAGGAGGAGAUCCGAAUCCUCGAACAUCUCAGGAAGCAGGACAAAGAUAACACCAUGAACAUCAUCCACAUGUUCGACCACUUCACCUUCCGCUCCCACACGUGUAUAACCUUCGAACUGCUCUCGAUCAACCUGUACGAGCUCAUCAAGAAGAACAAAUUCAUGGGAUUUAGCCUACAGCUGGUCAGAAAGUUCGCCCACAGCCUCCUGCUCUGUCUCGACGGCCUCUACAAGAACAAGAUCAUCCAUUGUGAUAUGAAACCGGAAAACGUUCUCCUCAAACAGCAGGGACGCAGUGGCAUUAAGGUCAUCGACCUUGGAUCGUCGUGCUAUGAAAACCAAAGAGUGUACACGUACAUCCAGAGCCGCUUCUACCGUGCACCGGAGGUCAUCCUAGGAGCAAAGUACGGCAUGGCGAUCGACAUGUGGUCCUUAGGAUGUAUCCUGGCGGAACUACUCACCGGAUAUCCUUUGUUACCAGGAGAGGACGAGGCAGACCAACUGGCGUGUAUCAUUGAGCUUCUGGGCAUGCCCCCGACGAAGCUCCUGGAGCAGAGCAAGAGGGCCAAGAACUUCAUCACCAGUAAGGGUUACCCGAGGUACUGCGUCACCAGAACCCUUCCCGACGGAGCCACGAUCCUCCACGGCGGGCAUUCUCGCAGAGGAAAGCCCCGCGGGCCUCCGGGAUCCAAAACCCUACAGGUCGCUCUCAAGGGCUGCAGCGAUCCCCUGUUCCUGGACUUCAUCCAGCGCUGCCUGGACUGGGACCCGGCGACGCGGAUGACGCCCAACCAGGCUCUCAGGCACGGGUGGCUGAGGAGACGUCUUCCGAAGCCGCCCUCGGAGAAGAGCGACUCCCCAGCGUCCACUCUGCGGACACCUUCAUCGUCGUCGUCAUCCCGCACACCUUCGUCAGCCACCAAGCUCAACACCAUCGCCACCUCCGCCACCAAACUGCGUGCCACCAUCACUGACGACGGAGGGGCCUCCACUCUCCACCCGCGACAUCACACCAAACUGCCCCAGAUCACCAAUCCAGUGACCUGAGCAUCGCCUCAGCCGCCCAUAAAUGCCAUCAUCAUUACUUCUACUACAUUUAGUACUAUGAUUACUACGACUUCCUACUACUGCUCCUACUACUGUUAUUACUACAGCCACCACCAAUACCACUCAUGAACUCCUCCUCCUCCGGCUCCUCCUCCUUGUCUCUCCUUCAGAGCCAGUGGUGCGGCCGCCAGAGCCCUCGGCUGCCUGAUUCCCGCAUGCAGCGAGGGACUUCUUCUUAGCCGCUCACAUAUCACCAGACCAAAGUGCAAUUGUCGCAGUAUUGGGCGCAUGCACAGUGAUGGUGGCAGGUGGGCGGGGUAGUGUGUGAGGCGGGACACUCGCCCAAGCCACGUAUCCUCUCAGGCGCCCAUGUCUGCCGCCACGCCCACUAGUCGUCUUAGCACAGUCUAGGGUCACGUCUAUGGACUUGGACUGAUGCUCCUGAGGUGUCCCUCCCUCUUGCCUGCCAAAUCUUGUUCGUUUUUUUAUGACAAUUCUUUCCUUAGUUGUUAAGUGAAAACCUGCUGGUCACGUUAGGAGGAUUCUUGACCAAGCACGAAUUUAGCAGCGGAAAGCAGAAAAAAAAAAAGAAAGCAAGUGGUUUGAAAAGCGCGAGUAAGUGAGAGGGGAGGGAGGGAGGGAGGGAGGGAACCCCAGAGAUUACUUGGUUGAUAUUACAACUUUUCUAUGAUCUCGCCUUGUUCACAAAAACAGGGGCGGUGGUGUGGCUGGUGUUGGGCUGGCUGGUGCUGGACACUAUUUGAAAGCCGCCCACAUCACAUCUAAGCCCUCGUGUGUGUGUCUCUCUCUGUCUGUCCAUCUCUCAGUCGCUGUUAUGAACAGAAGGCCGCCCACCGCCCACGGCCACACACACAAACAUACACACACCCACAGUCACUUUCUUGUUUGCUGAUGCAAUCAAAAAAACUCUGGUGUGAAUGACUGAAGAAAAGAAAUUUAUAUACUCAUUUUAUACUUAGCACAAUGUUAUGAAAUAUAUAUAUAUAAAUAAAUAUGUAAUAAAGUCAAAUUCAACGAAAAAAGAUGCGUUCACUCAAAUUCUCCCGCGUUGGAAGGACAAGCAAGCAAGCAAAAAGUGUUUCAUACAGAAGACAAUUGAAGUUGUUUCGAAUGAAGUGAAGUAGUAGUACUUGAUAUUAUGUAACCGAUCUAUAUGGCAAGCUCUCUUCUCACUUGGAAUUGGGGAAGUAGAUAAUGCAAAAAACAUUUUUUAUACUAUUGUGGCAGUUACUUUCAAAAGUUAGGGCACAUGAUAAUGCAAUGGUAAUGCACACUUCUUUUUUUUUUGUUACAUAAAACACUAAAGCUCGUAUCCACCAAGAUGCACAUCCCUGGCUUGUACAUUAUACUGUGCUGUAGCUUACAUGCGCUCUUGUUCUCCCAAAGAUAAAUUCAGCAGCCCGCAAACCAAUAUGCCAAAAAGGAGGACCUGGGGCCAAUUUUCUGGCGACGUGCCCUGUGACAGGGUUAUUGUGGCUCUCUGGCUAAGUGCCCAAAGAGUUGUGGCUGAACACUCUCUCUCUCUCUCUCUCUCUCUCUCUCUCUCUCUCUCUCUCUCUCUCUCUCUCUCUCUCUCAAAACGUAUAUUUUCAUACAAUCUGUACAUAGCAAUUGUUACUUUAUGGCAUUUUUAAUUUAUGUAACGUUGAUAGAUGAAAACCCCUACACAAACUCACACGUGAAUGAAUCUCAUCACAAGGAAACGAAUAAACACAGAUCAGGAUCCAUUCUCCAUUAUCACUCGUGGAACCAUUACCAUUGCUGCGUCACGCGUGCCCUUACUUACUUUCCAUGCAUUCAUGUAGAAAGAAGAGGUGUGGAAAAUGGAAAAUGAAAAUAUAUAUAUAUAGAAAAUUGGAUGUCUGAGUGGCAGAGCUGACGUUGGAGUCCCAAGUUCCUACCCAGGGAAAGACUUGAGUUUGUAAUAUUGAUUUGGAUGUCAUUUUCUCCUGUUCUUUUUUUUUUUUUAAUUCGAGUUACCCUUAGAUUACUAUUGUAUAAUAUAAGCUUUUUUUUCAUCUCUCUCUGUCUCUCUCUCUCUCUCUCUCUCUCUUGGUUUUCGGAGUUCCCUUAAAGUCACGUUUCUCCAUAUUGGACGAAACAAUUGUUAUAAUGAGGGAAUUCGAUGGCAGAUGAAAUGUAUGUACACUUACAAUGAAGACUUUGUUUCUUUGGCAUUUAAGUAACUGAGGGUGAUUUUAUUUGUACGUGGAUGUACUCUGGAGAGGAGGCUUCACACUGCCUUUUUUUGCUCAUAUGAUAGUGUAUGAUAAAUAAUUUUACAGACUCAUUCAACAAUGUGAUAACUCGCACUUGCAGCCCGGGAACGGCUGCGAAGGUGAAGGCUAUCAUAAGCAAGGUGUUCUCUUUUUUAUUAAUUUUGUGUUUUAUGAUAGUAUUUAUUUAUGAUUUUUCUUUUCUUUUACUCUGACAAUCGUGGCUGUCUUCACGCCUGCCAAAGUUUUAAAACUGCAUCUUACGGGUUAAUCAGUCAUUAAACGUCAGACAUACUAUUGUUACUACUACUACUACUACUACUACUACUACUACUACUGCUACUACGUUGUUUGUGUGCAAGUGUGAGGACUGUGGAAAUCAAGGUGUGUCAAGAAGAAGAAGAGUAACAUAACAAAGAAGUGGUAAUGUAAGAGGCUGUUCUGUAACGGAAUUUUAUUUAUACAAACAUGUUGCUAAUGAGCCGCAGCCUAGAAUCAGUCCUGGUGUGUUUUGAUGAUAAAUAAAACGAAGAAGGGCAGACAGUGCAGUUGAUAUGUUGUCCUCAGAGUGUGGAAUUCAUGAAAUGAAAAGUUAAGUUGUUCAGUAGUCAGUCUAUGAGGAAGAAGCACACACACACACACACUUUAAUGUAUACAGAUAUGUAGAUACGUGUGUAUGUAAAAUCCUCAGGAGAUAGAAGUGUUACUGUGUGUAAAAAUUUUUGUAGUAACCUGUUUUUUUCUUUUUUAUCCACAUGUAAAGUGCAAUAUUUUUUAGGUAACAUUAUACAGCAAAGGUGGACGGUUACUGUGAAAGAAUCAUUAGGAUCUCAUAGAAAUAAUGAUAAAUAUAACCAUACAUCACAAACCUGCUCAACUGUGCAGUCAAAGAUCCACUUUUCUUUUUCACUUUAACUGGGUAUGAUGCAUGAUUUGAGGUGAAUGACAUUUUGCUCCAAGAAUAUAUAUUGAUAAACUGUCGUGAAGACACAAGAGUUGACAAUUGUUUGUCUCACACACUCACACAAACAAAUACAUGUGAGAAACUAAACAAAAAUUUGUAGGGAAAGAAAGUUUGGACAUAGGUUGGAUGUUUCUAGAGUAGUCAAGAGAUCAGUGUUGCCAUCUCAGUAUGCCAGUGUUUGCCAUCUCUAGUGUGUGCAUACGGUUGGGAUGAGGAGUGUUCGUUCCAAAUGUGAAUAUUAGGACUCAAAAAAUAGAAGAAAAAAAAAAUGAUUUCUCAAUGAUCAGAGGCAGACACAUUUACAGAAACCAUGACACUUACGUACAAACAGUCUCUUUAUUCCUAUUAGGUAGAUUGUAUCCCUAUGACUCUAUUCUGUACAAAGACUAGUGACGUUGAUUUAUUAGUGGAAACUGACAUAUCUGUCGCUAAGUGGCUCAAGAGUGACAUUCACAGGGGAAGAGUUAGGAAAGAGGAUGGAACAUUUCGUGUCCGAUAUCUUUUGCGCCAGGAAAACACAACAGGUGAACCAGAAAAGAAGGGUGAGGGAGUAGGGGAGGGGCUCCUCAUUGAGGGAGUAGGGGAGAGCUUCUCAAUCUUCCCUUUUUUUGUAAUAUACAUCACAGAUUAGCAGUGGAAACCACAGCCUAUUAUAUCACGAUUCAAGGUAGUUUUUAAUCGCACAAAAUAAUUUUCAAACCUUUCUUUUUUUAUUUCAUAUUAGUGUGAUCAAAUUUGCCUUUAAAAACAAUAGCAUAUCUCAUGAAUGGCUGGUGGAGUAUUGAUAAUACAAGCGAACCACAUCUGUUAAAUGAAUUUUGGCUAAAACUCGGGACAAUCAGACACUAUUUCUCUCACUUUAUUAUAACUUUCGCGGGCAUAUGUUGGUAUUUCCAUCUGCAUUUCAGCGCGAGGCAUUUGCACUGAUCAACAAACACUGUACUGACGAUGACUGUCACCAUUUCAGUAUUAGAAACUAACGAACUCACUCAACCGAUGACUGACUGACCCAUAAGACCAGUGUGCAAACUCAAGGCAUCAAUUAAUCAUGAUCACGAUUUAAGUCUUUGAUUUUUGUAACGGGGGAAAUUGAGCAAAACUAUUACGAGAUACGGCAAUGUAUGUCGAUCUUAAUUUACUUUACUGGGCAAACGGUAAUACACGGUAUUUAAAAAAAGAAGUUAGAGUAAUUUUAUAAUUUUAUUGAGUGAUUUUCAGUUUCGUUUUAGGGUAUUUCGCAAGAUAGACACUUUUCGUUGUGUACUUUAUCUUGACAAUCUGUUCAGAGGAGAUAUAUAUGGAAAAAUGUGUUAUGUUGAAAGAUCUUCACCAGAGAGAAUUUUUAUUUGAAAGUUAAUUGAUUGGCUGCAAUUUUUCCUCUUCUUUGGUCCUGUGGAACAGCCAAGUGGUACGAUUUUAAGUUAAUUAACAGAAUUUAACUCUGGAAAUCAGAACGUGAAGCCGUUAUACUUUAUUCUCCUCAAAAUAAGUGGAUUUAUUUAUUCUGUGCUACAAAGGAAAUAAUUCUUUCUCACAAUUUUGCACGUACAGGUAUCACAAGUGAUUCCUAGGAAGCAUGAAAAAAUUGGACGAAUAAUUUGUAUUUUGGUGGGGUUUUCAAAACAAUAUAGCAUGUAAAUUAAAACGUUGUACAGGUAUCACAAGUUCGUUUCUAUUAACGUAUGCUUGUAGUGGCUUUUUUUCCUCUCUCAUGCGUCUACCUGUAAUGAAACGCCAAGGAACAAUCUGAGAGAGAAAAAAAGACGUUUCCGUUGUCAAAUGGCUACGUUUUGUUGAAGUAAUAAGGCAUUAUCAGUCGCGUUUGCAGCUCAGUCAAGCCGCCCGAUAAAACGAACUUGACCAGACGGACUAUUAUAACGCAUGACUUGAACACCUGAACAAAGUUUCUUUACGUCUACGAAAGAUUCGAGAACUGCUGCAGCAGCAGUGGUGGUAAUGAAUGACUUGGCCACGCUCUUGACCGAUCCUCGUCCCGACCGAUGUAUGUGUGCACGUUUUUUUAGGGCUUUCGGCAGUGUACAUAAAACAAAACAAACAAAAAAAAUCUUGUCACAAAUGUACAUAGGAGGCCAAAGUGCUGCUGCCCUCUGUGUUGUGUUUCCAGCCCCUCUGUACAGUUCAUUCAUCUGUGGCUCUGAGUCCUGGCUUCACUCAGUCCUUUACUCUUUUCCUCUCUCGAGUUCAAUUCUCCAGGAGAAAUCCUAAGACCACUUUUGUUCAUCAGGUGUCAGUUUAAAUCUCAAUUCAGUUUUCUCUCUCAAUCUUUGUACCUGUCAGGAUAGAGUCCUCCUAUUUUCAAUAUUACCAGAUAUGAUCUUUUAUUUGUCUCGUCCGUAACUCCUCCAACGAGCUAGCUAGCUCUCUCUCCCUGAUGAAUGCAACUCCAAACUGCUUCUUGUGUAUUAUCCCCCCCUUCCCCCCAGCACUCAGGUGAUGAGCAGUUGUUCAUGUGCAUGUGUGAUGCAUUUGUGCACUUAAGAGAGCCCAGGAGCUCCGCACAUCGUGACACAUGGUACUCAUCAUCAAAAUACCAUCCCCAUCCUCAUCAUUAUUGUCAUCAGUACCAUCAUCAUCAUCUUUGAUCUUUUCAUAUCUUCUGUACUUUGUAACUUUGGUGAAGACGGUAGUGAAAAAAAAGAAAGAAUAUCUCGUAGCUUAUAUGCAGUGGUUUUAAAAAAAAUUGUUUUUCCUGCUAGUUUUAAUUUUGAUUUCUUCAUCUGGAAAGCUGCUUCGAGGGAGGAUACAACCCAGGAGCUGCUGCUGUCUUCAUCAGCCAUACAGGGUGAUACAAAAUUUUCCUCAUUCUUAGAAUUGGAAGGGGGAAAGCCGGAGGGAGGGAGGGAGAAAUGGUGUGAAGGAGAAAGAGAGAAGAGAGAGAGAGGGAGAAAGAAAGAAAGGAAAGCCUUUUGUUGGCACUUCAGUUCUCCUCUUUCUCUCUCUUUCUCCGUGUCUCUCCCUCCCUUCAACACUUCUCCCUCUUUCUCAUUGUCCUCUUGUAUUUAAAUACUGUACACAUGCUGUAAGACAUUGUAAUAUAGAUGUCAAAAUAGUUGAUCAGUUUUGUGGAGAAAUACUGUACAUAAUUUUUGUAGGAGUGUUGGAGACCCUUGUACAACGCUCACCGAUCAACCCAAGAUGAUUCAAAAUGGCAAAGUGAAUGUGUGUGUUUUUUGUAUGGAUCAAUGAAAAUAGCCCAGUGACUCCUGUAGGUCCCUUUGAACCCUCUAUGCUUCUCUCCCCCCCCACCCCUACCCAUCCCCCCGGCCCCGAAAUCCCCAUCCAUAAUAUUCACCUUUUCACCUCCCUAAUCCUCCUCCCUUCUCCCUCACCCGUUCAGAUGACCUCCCUGCCUUUUGAUAUUUUUGUCUUAACAAAAAUUCACAAAAGGUUAAUAGAACAGCAAUGAUUUCAGCAGUAUAUAAAUAUAUAUAUAUAUUUAGAAUAAUGCAAAAUAUUUCUUACCGACAUGUCGUUGGGAAAAACGUCUUUCUUUUUUAUUAAUUUUGUGAUAACUGUAAACAGUACCGUGAAACUGUAUGCAAGAGAGGAGAAUUUGUAAAAAAAAAAAGAAAAAAAAUAAUCCGACCUGAAGGCUGGAUAAAAUACAGACUAGGUUAUGUAGGAACAUAAUUUCUGUGUUGUUAGGCAUCAAUAAAAAGAAAAUGAUCCAUA
Macrobrachium nipponense is the source of this 9334-nucleotide messenger RNA. RefSeq names its product dual specificity tyrosine-phosphorylation-regulated kinase 2-like. Gene Ontology annotation, biological process: peptidyl-serine phosphorylation; peptidyl-threonine phosphorylation. Gene Ontology annotation, cellular component: cytoskeleton; nucleus; cytoplasm. The transcript is spliced from 3 exons. The coding region runs from base 506 to 2440 and encodes 644 amino acids. Gene Ontology annotation, molecular function: ATP binding; protein serine/threonine kinase activity; protein serine/threonine/tyrosine kinase activity. Lineage: Eukaryota; Metazoa; Arthropoda; Malacostraca; Decapoda; Palaemonidae. The record is from RefSeq and is a predicted model, not a curated record.